AUGAUGGGCGCAACUACAGCAGAAAUUAGUAUUCCAAAUGGUAACAAAUACGAGCAACCUACAGGUUUGUUCAUCAAUGGUGAGUUUGUUGCUUCAAGUGAUGGUAAAACUGCAGAAGUUGAGAAUCCAGGCAAUGGAAACAUUGUAUGUUCUGUCCACUUAGCUUCUAUUGAGGAUAUUAAUACCGCCGUAGAAGCUGCUGAAGAUGCAUUUUUCAAAAGGUGGGCCACCAUCAGUGGUAAAGCCAAGGGAGAAUACUUGAGUAAGAUUGCCGAUCUAAUCGUUAAAUAUUCUGAUCAAUUGGCAGAUCUAGAGGCUAUUGAAUCAGGUAAGCCAAAGGACACCAAUGCAAUCUUUGAUGUUUUACAUUCGGCUGAUGUUUUCAGGUACUAUGCUGGCAAGGCUGUCACUGCACAAAGCGGCAAGACUAUCGAGUCCGAACUCUCCAAAUUUACAUACACAGUUUACGAGCCCUAUGGUGUUUGUGCCGCUAUCAUCGCAUGGAACUUCCCAAUGAGCACAUUUGCGUGGAAAGUUGCGGCAUGUUUAGCUGCUGGUAAUACAAUGGUUGUCAAAACUUCCGAGCUGACUCCGUUAUCUGCAUUGUUCAUGUGUAAGAUUUUCCAAGAAGCAGAUCUACCUGCUGGAGUUAUAAACGUCACAUGUGGUUUAGGUUCUGUUGCAGGUGUUCGAUUGAGUGAACAUGAAAAGGUUCAGAAAAUUUCGUUUACUGGCUCCACUGGCGUUGGUAAGUUGAUCCAAGAAUCCGCAGCAAAGUCUAACUUAAAGUAUUGUACGCUUGAAUGUGGUGGUAAGUCUCCGUUAGUGAUUUACGAGGAUGCAGAUCUUGAGCAAGCAGUGAAGUGGGCUGCCUUUGGUAUUUUUUUCAACAAAGGUGAAAUUUGCACAGCCUCUUCCAGAAUAUAUGUUCAAGAAUCAGUCUAUGACAAAUUUUUGACUAUGUACAAGGAUCAUGUGGAAGAAGCCUAUGUUCAAGGAGAACAGUUUGCCACUGGUGUUAACGUUGGGCCUACUGUCUGCAAAGCCCAACAAGAGAAAAUACUGGCCUACAUUGAAAGUGCCAAGCAAGAAGGUGGUAGAAUUAUCACUGGUGGUAAAAUACCAUCUUACACGAACAAAAAUGGUUACUAUCUCGAACCAACAAUUAUUGCAGAUUGUAACCAGGAUAUGAAGGUAGUCAGGGAAGAGAUUUUCGGACCAGUCGUUACUGUAUCCAAAUUCACUAGUGAUGAAGAAGCCAUCAAAUUAAGCAAUGAUUCCGAAUAUGGCUUGGCAGCAUAUUUAUUCACUAAGGACCUCGUUAGAUCUCAGAAUUAUAUCAGAAAAGUGCAAAGCGGACAGGUCUUUGUCAACUUCACCUUUGCGGCUGAUUUCAGGUUGCCAUUUGGCGGAUAUAAGAUGAGUGGUAACGGAAGAGAGCUUGGUGAUGAAGGACUGAGUGCUUUCCAGCAAGUCAAAGCAGUACACAUUAAUCUCACUGGGAAGUUGUAA
Pichia kudriavzevii is the source of this 1512-nucleotide messenger RNA. RefSeq lists its product as uncharacterized. Bases 1 to 1512 code for a protein of 503 amino acids. The record is from RefSeq and is a predicted model, not a curated record. Lineage: Eukaryota; Fungi; Ascomycota; Pichiomycetes; Pichiales; Pichiaceae. The transcript has a single exon. Gene Ontology annotation, molecular function: aldehyde dehydrogenase (NAD+) activity.